AUGAAGGACAGCCGUGCGAGCAAGCAAGGUUUCGAAAGGGAUUCAGCACGACUGACCACAUUCAUUCUGUUUCGAAAGUCAUCGAGGUACCACGAGAGUACAAAUUUGCCGCUUUGUCUCACCUUCAUCGAUUUGAAGAAAGCCUUCAAAUCAGUUGAGACGGAAGCAGUCACAGAAGCCCUGGACAACCAAGGCGUCCCUACUCAGUAG
This is a messenger RNA of Necator americanus (New World hookworm), 210 nucleotides long. RefSeq lists its product as uncharacterized. The transcript has a single exon. Lineage: Eukaryota; Metazoa; Nematoda; Chromadorea; Rhabditida; Ancylostomatidae. The record is from RefSeq and is a predicted model, not a curated record. Bases 1 to 210 code for a protein of 69 amino acids.